Bipolaris zeicola 26-R-13 is the source of this 663-nucleotide messenger RNA. RefSeq lists its product as uncharacterized. The record is from RefSeq and is a predicted model, not a curated record. Bases 1 to 663 code for a protein of 220 amino acids. Lineage: Eukaryota; Fungi; Ascomycota; Dothideomycetes; Pleosporales; Pleosporaceae. The transcript has 3 exons. Gene Ontology annotation, molecular function: quinone binding; 4 iron, 4 sulfur cluster binding; NADH dehydrogenase (ubiquinone) activity. Gene Ontology annotation, biological process: electron transport coupled proton transport; aerobic respiration; mitochondrial respiratory chain complex I assembly.
AUGGCAACUACACGCAUGCUCAGCAUUGCUGCCCAUCGCCUGGCCUUAGUUCCCAGAACACCACCAGUGCUAUCACUUCUACCAGCUACAUGUGUGAAUGGUAGGCGCCAUCAGAGCCACGGCCCCAAGAAUACCCGGUCCAAGAGUCUCCUCCCAACAAUGACCCCACUGCCUUCACAGGCAGGGCCGAGCAAUGCAGUCGAAUAUGUCUUAACGACGUUCGAUCAGAUUGCCAACUGGGCACGGCAAGGCUCCGUCUGGCCUCUCACCUUUGCCCUAGCAUGUUGCGGCAUCGAGAUGAUGCACUGCUCCAUGCCACGCUAUGACCAGGACCGCCUGGGCAUCAUCUUCCGAGCCUCGCCACGCCAGGCCGACAUCAUGAUCGUCGCCGGUACCGUCACCAACAAGAUGGCUUCUGCUGUCCGGCUUUGCUACGACCAGAUGCCAGAUCCCAAAUGGGUUAUAAGCAUGGGCAGCUGUGCCAAUGGCGGGGGUUACUAUCACUACAGCUACAGUGUGCUUCGCGGUGUCGAUCGUAUUUUGCCAGUGGACAUUUACAUCCCUGGUUGUCCGCCUACCGCUGAGGCUCUUCUUUAUGGGAUUUUUCAGCUGCAGAAGAAGAUGAGACAGCAGAAGGUGACGAGGAUGUGGUAUCGCAAGUGA